AUGACUUCAGGGACCCAGUGUAGCGUAGAAGGCAGAUAUGUGUUUGCCGUGUUGCGAUAUGUAUUUGCUGUGUUCCGAUAUGUGUUUGCCGUGUUGCGAUCAGUAUUUGCUGUGUUCCGAUAUGUAUUUGCUGUGUUCCGAUAUGUGUUUGCCGUGUUGCGAUAUGUAUUUGCUGUGUUCCGAUAUGUAUUUGCUGUGUUCCGAUAUCGAUAUGUAUUUGCCGUGUUCCGAUAUGUGUUUGCCGUGUUGCGAUAUGUGUUUGCCGUGUUGCGAUAUGUAUUUGCCGUGUUCCGAUAUGUGUUUGCCGUGUUGCGAUAUGUAUUUGCUGUGUUCCGAUAUGUAUUUGCUGUGUUCCGAUAUGUAUUUGCUGUGUUGCGAUAUGUGUUUGCCGUGUUCCGAUAUGUGUUUGCCGUGUUGCGAUAUGUAUUUGCUGUGUUCCGAUAUGUAUUUGCUGUGUUCCGAUAUGUAUUUGCUGUGUUGCGAUAUGUGUUUGCCGUGUUGCGAUAUGUAUUUGCUGGGUUCCGAUAUGUGUUUGCCGUGUUGCGAUACGCAUUUGCCGUCCGAUAUGUAUUUGCCGCAUUCCUAUAUGUAUUUGCCGUGUUGCGAUAUGUGUUUGCCGUGUUGCGAUAUGUAUUUGCUGUGUUUCGAUAUGGAUUUGCUGUGUUCCGAUAUGGAUUUGCCGUGUUGCGAUAUGUAUUUGCUGUGUUCCGAUAUGUAUUUGGUGUGUUCCGAUAUGUAUCUGCUGUGUUCCGAUAG
Messenger RNA from Haliotis rufescens (red abalone), 756 nucleotides. RefSeq lists its product as uncharacterized. The transcript has 3 exons. Bases 1 to 756 code for a protein of 251 amino acids. The record is from RefSeq and is a predicted model, not a curated record. NCBI's taxonomy places the organism in Eukaryota, Metazoa, Mollusca, Gastropoda, Lepetellida, Haliotidae.